GUGAAACAGAAAUCUCUGGGCAGAGUGGACCAGUCCCUCCGUGAAAUAUGGCUGCUGUGCCAGAAGAUGAAGGCCAAACUCCUGGACUGAAACUCCCCAUGCUUAGUGUUCAGAGUAUGCCCAUCAGAGAAAAAAGGAGAAGCCAGGAGAGUGCUACGCUGCCAGGUCUCAGGAAGGAUGCUCAAUGGAAAGAGACAUUCUAUGAGAAGGUACAACAGAGAGCGUUGAAUCUACAGAGGGAAAAGGUGGAAAAGAUUCAUGUACGUAAGGCAGAGGAAGAAAAGAUAAAAAAGAAAGAACCUCUGGACUGGCUCUCUAAGGAAUGGUUGAGUGAAGAGAAGAUGACAAGGGACACCAGGGCCUAUUUGCUCGACAAACUCUUACCCACAUUAGUCCCAGGAGUAGAAAAAUUGUUAAUGGAAGUGGAAAGAAAGAAGGUGCUUGAAACAGACCAAGAUCCACCCAAGUUUGAUCCCAUUAAUUUUCUAGGAGACUAUCUGAUGAGGCAUAACCCUCAGUUUGACACAUCUGCAAAACUAGAUCCCUACAAGAGAGGGAUGAAGGCUGUCAUGGAGGAGUUGAAAACUCAGGUGCCUGAUACAGCACUUAACAGGCUAGCCAGGAUGAAGUCUGAGGUAAAGAAAAACCGUGAGCAAAGGGAGCAGGUGGAGAAAAUCAAGUCUCAGGUGACAGAGAUGCGAAAGGAGGCCCUGGCAGUGCAGUUCAAAGAAUGGACAUUGGAUGUCAAUGGAAGGCUACCACUUGCACUGGUUCAGAGUGCCCUGAGGUCAUUUCUGGAUGUCAUUUCUAUUCCUUUGGGAGCAGGGCCAGAGAUCUACGACAGGAAGCUGGAAACCAUAGAUACACUGGGGAAAAAAGUGAAUGAGGAAGAGUUUAGGGAGUAUGUCCAUUCUCACAUCAAAACCUUUACAAGUGACACAUUCCAGGAAUUCCUGAAGCACCUCUGGCAGUGUGCUGAUGACUUCCGAGAUAUAAUAAGACAUGACAUCUGGCGGCAGAUGUUUACUGAACUCUUCCUGGACUGUGACCAUGGAAAGGCUGGCCUCUUGGACAGGCAGAGGACACUGGCCUUACUCGAAGACUUCUAUGACAGCAGCCCAGUGAUUGCUAGGAGGGGAUUCUGUAAUCCAAGACAAUGGCCAAUAAUUGAAUUGCAAGAAAUAGAGCUUACUGAGUUCUGGGGAGACUUUGAUGAUGGACAGAUAGCUUCUGAGGAAUCCAGCCAAAUAUUUGCAUGGUCUCAAACAGAAGUUUCUGAGGGAAGGACUCUAUCCUCUAAAAUGCUAGCUGCUAAUGGUCAAGCUGCAUAUGAAACUUGCAUUUUGAUAGAUGAACCAGGAGAGCCAGAGGCAGAGCAAGACCAAGCGGUUGCUCUUGAACAAAAGGCCAUGAGUGAAUCUGGGACAGAUGAGAUCAGUAAGGAGGAACCUGGUUUAAUUGGCGAGCUUAGUGAGAUUGUUCCAGUAAUUGCCCUCGAAGAAGAGUGUACAGUCUCACUUACAGAACCUGGUUCUGAAGUUCAGGUGAAUCAAGAGGGAGAAGGUUUCACUGCUGAGUUAUAUGAAACUGUUUCAGCAUCAAUUCCUGGAGAAGAGAAUCCAGUCUCAGAGGAGAAACAUGGUCCUGAAGGACAGGUCAGCCAGAAAGGACUCUAUGUAACUACAGAGAUGGAAGAAACUGACCCAUCACCACAUCCCAAAGCACCAAAAACCCUCCUGGAAACGGAAGCAAGUGAUGCUAAUGUGAGCCAAGAAGCCUCCAAAUCUGACAGUAGAAAGGGAUCUACAGCCUUUAAUAAGGAAACUACUUCCAGUGAGGACAUGGACACAGAGAAUCAGACGGAUACUGCAGAUGCAGAGAGCCAGAAUGAACCUAUUCCAGUAGCAGCUCCUGGGCAAGAGAAUGUAAACAUAUAUAAAGAACAUGGUUCUGAAGAAUGGGUCAGCCAGGAAGAUCAUAAUGUGGCUACAGAGCCAAGUGAACUCAUUCUAGCCCCGAACUCUGAAGAAGAGAAUAUAACCUUGGAGAAGGAACUUGGUUUAGAAGCACAAGUUUGUCAAGAAGAAUAUUUGAUUGCAGAGCUGAAUGGGGCAGUUCCAAUACUAAUGCCUGAAGCAGAAAGCAUAAUCUCAGAAGAGGGAGCUGAAUCAGAGAAGAAAAUCACUGCUCUAAUACCAGAGUAUGAAGAGGAAACUGCAGAUCUUGGGAAAGAACUCCCUGAAGAAAAAGAGAGUGGUUCUGAGGGACAUGGUAGUCAAUCAGAAUUACAAGCAAGCACAGAGACCAACAUGCAGGCUGAGGACUCCACACCGAGCCUUCCACAUGAGAAAACACUUCAUGGCAGUCAAUCAGAAUUACAAGCAAGCACAGAGACCAACAUGCAGGCUGAGGACUCCACACCAAGCCUUCCACAUGAGCCAACACUUUUGCAAGACCAGAGUACAGGUCCAUCUCAUCCACCAAGAGAAGCUUCCCAGGCACAAGCUAGAGAGGCAUUUGAAAAGGCAGCCCAAUUGAUUGAUGGAAUACCAUGGUCAGGUGACCUUCUGGCUUCUGACCUAAGUUUCAGGUAUAGUAGCUAUGGUGAGAAAAUUCGGGAGGACUGGAACAAUGAAUAUUCCAGAUUUGCAGACUUGAGUAUGCUCAUGGCAGAUAUUCAGACCCAUGGUGCCUCCGUUGCCAUGAGUGCCUUUGACAAGAACUGCCUCAACCUACCCCAGUUCGUACAGCUCCUGGAGACCUUUGUUGGUGAAGACAGCUCUCUGCCAACUGUGAAGAAACUUGUUGCAUUUGUGAAAGAAGGAUAUGGACAGACUGAAGAGGAAAAAAUCAAACAGUUGGAAAAAGUUCACCGUAAGGCUCUCUUGGCCCGAAGGAAACUGCUCCUGGAGGCACUCUUUGAGAAGUGGGACAAUGAAUGCUCCGGGUACCUUGACCUGAAAGAGGUGGAUGCUGUUCUAAGCACAUUUAAGGAUGGAAUGGAAAAAGAGGCUCUGAAAAAGGCAAAGAAGCACCUUCGCUGCUCACACACACACCCCGGUGGUGUGGUGAAGUUGUCUCCAAAGGAAUUUCAAACCUAUCUGGAAUUGGUUGUUUCUGAGCUUACUGGUAACGAAGACGAAGUUCUUGAUACGGUGGUGGAGUUUCUGACCAUGAGCGUGGCACAAACCCACGUGGAGCGCCUGCGAAGUUCUUCCAGGAGGAAGUGGCUGCACAAUAUCCAGCAUGCAGCUGAGACCAGUGGGGCAAGCAUGGAGCCAGUGUACAAGGCAGUCUUUAAGGCACUUUCCCAGGAUGCAGAAGCCCAUGGGAAUAACAAGAAGAUCAGUGCAUAUAUUGCCCUUUUGGAACAGAACCAGCUUUCACCAGAGCGGGGAGAGGUUCUCCUGCGGUAUGUGGCUUGCACCUCAGAUGAUGCCCCAUACAUCCUAAACCAGGCACUUUACAGGGACAUGAAAGGAGUAAGCUUUGCAGCAGCAGAAGAGGGGAAGCCAAUCCAUGUUCCAAGAGUUAAGUUCCAUGGAAAUAUUCACUUCUGGAACUAUGACCGGCCAGAACGAGAGAGGAGAGGCUCAUUCCUGGUGCUGCCACUGCAGGAUUCCCGAUGGAGGACCUUCGGGAUUCUAAGACUUGACACCCUGUGGGACCAGUGUGAGCAAACCAUCUUUCUAACCCACGAGAUCGGUUUCUAUCAGGGGGUUUCCCGCAUAUUCAGCAAAGCCUACCACCAUGUCCGCACACUGGAAAACAUAUUGCAGGUUGCAUUCACUGCUGUGGGUUGGCUCUGCACCAGGGCACCCACCAUCCGCAACAUCACUAUGUACCUGGUAGAGCCUGGCAAAGAUAAGACAGGUGACUACAUUUUGCGUGAGAUGAUGACUACAGAUCACUCUGGGCACAUGGAAAUCCACUCCCCUCUCACUGUUCUCCGCAGGAGAGAAAAUAUUUUCAGAGAUUACCUCUUCAAGUGCACAGACAGUUCAGAGGUCAUUAGCACCUUUGCCUAUGGAGAGCCUCACAUUGCAGUUCCACUCCGUGAGCCAACAGGACGGGCCUUUGGGGUGUUUGAUCUCAACCCUGCACAUUACCAGAGGUUACCACCUCAUGAGCACAAAGACCUGCAGAUAAUGCUGAAGAUGGCCCAGGCAGCUUGCUCCGAGAUACUGAAAGAGUCUUCAGGGGAAACAGACCCAAGCUAUGUCCUAGUAGCAGAGCACGUUGCGGAUUUGAGGCACGCACAGAUUCUCUUUCAUCAGCUCAUGUUGCAGGACUUGCGUGAGUGUAUCCAGAAACUCGAUCCCGAGUCCUUUGCCAACAUAAAGAGCUAUGCAGAGCCUUCAGCCAUGGUGCAUAACAUACUAAAGGGUGUGCUGCUUCUUUUCUACCCAGAGUGGGUAGGUUCGGAGAAGAUUGUGAACUGGAGUCAUUGUGUACUGAAACUUGAUGGUGAUUUGAUUCAAAAGAUUUGCCUCUUUGACCCAACUGCCACGUAUGUGCAGGUUCAGACGGGGCUGCUGGCUAACUGUAUCAAAGGUAUACCUAGAGAAGAGGUGUGGAAGCAUAACUCAGUUCCAGCUGAAUACCUGUAUAACUGGGCACUUACCUGUCUAACACUAAUAGAGCUCACAAAGGAACUACAGCAUACACAAGAUUCACCUUUAGCAUCUCUGACUCCAAGACCCAGUCUGAUUGCAUACAAGUCAACAGAAGUUUUGCUGUCCUCUAACCCUAGUGAUUCUAUUAUUUAAUGUUACUUUUAAAUGUUUGGCUUUAUGUUUGCUAUUCAUAGCUAAUAAACACAAGUUGCUUACCAGGUGUAGAAAAUCAUUAGGAAUAUCUCAGUAAUUUAUUUAGAAAUGUUAAAAGGAACAAUUCUGAUGGCAUAGGUGGGUCAUUCUAAACUCAAGAGACUUGACUGAAGAGAAUACUAUUCGGUUUUCAUUUAAUUCUGACAAGAGAAGAGGAUUAAGCAAGAUAUAUAAUAUAUAACUUGAAAAUAUAACUUGUAUGUCUAUCACAUUACAUGAUUCAUAAAUGAUAACAGAAAAAGCCCUUCUGAAUUGUGUAUUUAGCAAAGAUUCAUUUUCCUAAAGUGACAUUUUCAAAGUCACUUUAAGCCUAGAAAGGAUUGAAGAGCAUGCUUUUACUUCUCCCAAUGGGCAGUACACUUAUUCUGGAAAAUCCCUCUAGCUUUAAUGUGACAGGAGUUUUCUUAUCGUGUUAAAGCUUGUUUACAGCGAACUUUACUGCUCUGUUGCACGAUUCCAUCUUUGCAAUGAAGUAUCUUUUGGCAGAAUCCG
This is a messenger RNA of Dermochelys coriacea (leatherback sea turtle), 5321 nucleotides long. It is a transcript of the gene EFCAB5, whose product is annotated as EF-hand calcium binding domain 5. Gene Ontology annotation, molecular function: calcium ion binding. Bases 48 to 4769 code for a protein of 1573 amino acids. The transcript has 22 exons. Lineage: Eukaryota; Metazoa; Chordata; Testudines; Dermochelyidae. The record is from RefSeq and is a predicted model, not a curated record.